AUGUCUGAAACUAAGAACUUCCUCGUCUUUGGUGCCACUGGUAAACAAGGGAGUGCAGCCGUACAAUGGUUGUCCAAAUCCGAUACAUCUGCUUCAAUCUAUGCAGUAACGCGAGAUACUUCUUCCGCUAAGGCUCAAUCCCUCUCUUCAUUACCAAACGUCAAACUCGUUCAAGGUGAUUCAUCCGAGCCCGAGAAAGUGUUUUCUCAAGUUCAAGACAAAAUCGACGGGCUGUUUUUCCUUUCUGUAGGAUUCGAUUCUCAAGCUCAAAUCAAGGAAGGCAAAGAGGUCGUUGAUCUUUCAGUCCAAUACGGAAUCAAACAUUUUGUUCUGUCAAGCACCGAUUACAACGGAUACAGAAAUAAAGAUACUGAUAUUUCAUCGAUCGAAGCCAAAAAGACCAUUGAAGAUUACCUCACAUCAUCCUCAUUGAAUUAUACGAUUAUUCGACCAGUUGGAUUUUUGGAAAACUUGUAUUUCCCAGGAUACGCAGAUGCCAUUCCUCAUUUCUGGCCAGCCCAAUUACUUAAAUCUGGUAUAUCUUCUUCCGAUAUCGGUAGAGCAGCUUCCGAAAUUCUUAUCGACCCUACUCCAACCAAAUUCAAUAACCAAGUCAUAGGUUUAAGUGGACAUGAAGGAAAACCCGAAGAUUGGAUGAAAGUAUGGCAACAAGUCAAUGGUGAAGAUCUGAGGAACAGAGAAAAGAAAAUGGGUAAUAUGCCUGAAGAAAGAAUGAAGUUACUCAAAUUUAUCAUGUUCAACGAGAAUGACGCUAGAGUUGCAGAGACCAAGGCUCUCUUCCCCUGGGUAACUGAUUUGAAGACAUUCUUGGAAUCUGGAAAGAAAGCACAAUAG
Molecule: messenger RNA, 855 nt
Organism: Kwoniella shivajii
Lineage: Eukaryota; Fungi; Basidiomycota; Tremellomycetes; Tremellales; Cryptococcaceae
Exons: 4
Coding region: 1-855 (284 amino acids)
Cellular component (GO): nucleus
Source: RefSeq, a predicted model, not a curated record